AUGAAUUUCGGACCGCCAAUAACGAGCUCUGAGUUGAAGCACUGCGGCCGCUUCUGUUUCAAUGAGGGCGUUUGUAUGGGCUGCUACCGUGACGUCUAUGGUCUAGCCCAGUGCAUCGGCUGUGUAUGUCCCACCAACUUGUGGACCGGGGAGCGCUGUCAACUGAGGAUUGGUACCGCUGGAAGUGUAGAAGCGCCCGUUGCCUCAGUUGUGCUGGUUUGGCUGUUCGCCGUGCUGGCGCUUCUACUUGCUGGGAUCCUUAUCUUUGUCUACGCCCGUCAGAAGCGCACUGCUUUGUUCAACCUCAGAAUGUCUCAACUACAUGAGCAGUCGCUUGAUGAUCCUGAACCCAUUCCAAUGCCGAGUUCACCAUUCCCUUCGCAAACACCGGCCAGCACAUAA
Messenger RNA from Dibothriocephalus latus, 402 nucleotides. Lineage: Eukaryota; Metazoa; Platyhelminthes; Cestoda; Diphyllobothriidea; Diphyllobothriidae. The record is from the annotation of a GenBank genome assembly.